CCUGUCGCGCGGGGGCGGUGGCGGAAGCGGCGGGCGCGGCCAUGGCGGCGGCGGCGGGGCAGCAGUGGGUGCUCGUGGAGAUGGUGCAGGCCUUCUACGAGGCCCCUGCUUACCAUCUCAUUUUAGAAGGAAUUCUAAUUCUAUGGAUAAUCAGACUUCUAUUCUCCAAGACAUAUAAGCUUCAAGAGCGAUCCGAUCUAACACUUAAGGAAAAAGAAGAAUUGAUUGAAGAAUGGCAGCCAGAGCCUCUUGUACCUCCUGUGCCAAAAGAUCACCCAGCUCUCAAUUACAACAUUGUUUCAGGUCCUCCCACCCAUAUAAUCACUGUUAAUGGGAAGGAAUGUAUAAACUUUGCAUCAUUUAACUUUCUUGGACUUUUGGAUAAUGAAAAGGUUAAGAGUGCAGCCCAGGCAUCUCUGAAGAAAUACGGUGUUGGCACUUGUGGACCUAGAGGAUUCUAUGGUACUUUUGAUGUGCACUUAGAAUUAGAAGAACGGCUUGCAAAAUUCAUGAGGACUGAGGAAGCUAUUAUAUACUCGUAUGGAUUUGCAACAAUUGCCAGUGCUAUUCCUGCAUAUUCAAAGAGAGGGGACAUUGUGUUUGUAGAUGAAGCUGCCUGCUUUGCUAUUCAGAAGGGAUUACAAGCAUCUCGUAGUAACAUCAAGUUGUUUAAGCAUAAUGAUAUGGCUGACCUUGAACGACUGUUGAAAGAACAAGAGACUGAAGAUCAAAAGAAUCCUCGCAAGGCCCGUGUAACCCGAAGGUUUAUUGUAGUUGAAGGACUGUAUAUGAACACAGGAGACAUUUGCCCUCUUCCAGAGUUGAUAAAGUUGAAGUAUAAGUACAAAGUUAGAAUAUUUUUGGAGGAGAGCCUUUCCUUUGGAGUCCUUGGAGAACAUGGAAGAGGAAUUACUGAACACUUUGGAAUAAAUAUCGAUGAUAUAGAUCUUAUUAGUGCAAACAUGGAAAAUUCACUGGCUUCUAUUGGAGGAUUUUGCUGUGGAAGAUCUUUUAUUAUUGACCAUCAGAGACUGUCUGGUCAAGGCUACUGCUUUUCUGCAUCCCUACCUCCUUUGUUAGCUGCUGCUGCUAUUGAGGCUCUGAAUAUUAUGGAAGAUAAUCCAGACAUUUUUCAGACUCUCCGGGCUAAAUGCGAACACAUUCACAAAGCUUUACAGGGGAUUUCUGGCUUAAAAGUGGUGGGAGAAUGUUUUUCUCCAGCAUUGCACUUACAGUUGGAGGAGAGCUGUGGAUCUCGAGAAAAUGAUGUGAAGUUACUCAAAAGAGUUGUGGAUUAUUGCAUGAACAGUGGUGUUGCAUUAACGCAGGCUUGCUAUCUGGAGAAGGAAGAAAAAUGCCUUCCUCCACCCAGUAUUCGAGUUGUGAUAACAGUGGAACAAACAGAACAAGAACUGGACAAAGCUGCAUCACUUCUUAAGGAAGCGGCACAGUCUGUGUUGAAUUAGAUUGCUGCUUUGGAUUCCUCUUUCCCCAAAUUAUUGGGAUAAGUGUUUCACACUGCAUAGGCAACUUCCAGAUUCUUCCACUGAUGGCAUUGAAACACGACUAACAAAAUUGUUCCAGAGUAGUACAAAUCCAGUGAGGGGAAAAACGCUGAAUUUUGGAAUUGGUGAAUGACACUGUGUUCUUCCAAUUCAAACUCUACUGUUUACUGUCAUUUCUUAAAAGGGGAUAUCACUGUUGCAUUUAUGACUCUUUUGUAACUGUAAUCUAAGAAGUUUUAAAUUUAUUUCUUCAGACUCUUAAACAUUUUCAAAAAUGUGUAUGGACAUUUUGUUUCCCCCCAAACCAAAUAAAAUGUAUUGUUUUUUGUGCAUUUUCUCAGAACAUAGGAACUUCAGAUAAGUUGCAAGGAAUUAUCCCUUCUUGCCUCCCAAAUGAAAAUAGACUGUUCCUAACACUGCCAAAAGGAAGAAAAUAACACAUGAGGAUAUAAUUUUGUGCUAUAUUAUAUCAUUUAUUAUUGAGUUACAAUAAUAACUCAAUAUUGAGUUAAAGACAGAGGAACUUUAAUUCUUUUUUGUUUAUAUAUCUUUCUUUAACCAUUUUUUGGAAGCCAGGUUUUAAGAAUGCCUGGCCAGAGAAUUCCAUUAUCUAAAUAGUAAAUUCAUAUUAAAUACUAUUUGCUUCCUGCAUUCCAUAUGUAAUUAUAUGCGUGUUUGAUACUAUGGGUUAAGUUUUUCAUAUUAUUAACUUUAAAAUGUCUAAACUCAAACCUCUGAAUUGUGAAACUGGUGUAAUUCCGAUGUAGCAUGUUCCAGUUAGGGGAUCUUUGCACCAGUCUUGAAGAGGGGUCAUAGGCAACAUGAAAAAGGAACCAAGAUUUUGAAACAGCAACUAAAUACUAGCUUGUCAAACUACUUUGAUAUGUGCUAAGUUUUAUGUCCAAACAGGUAUAUCUUAGAAGGGAAGACUCACAGCUACUAAGAGGUUAGAUGGUGCAAAUGCUACUGAAACACAACUCAAUCCAUGCACAUAAAAUUCCCAAGUAAUUUGACAGUAAUAUUUGGAGGCUGUGCUGUCAGGAUUUUCAGUAAGUACAGAUGGACAUUACAUAUACGAACACAUUACAUCAAUAAGGAAACUGGUAAGGAAGGAUGUACCUUUUUAUAAAACAAAAAACAGCUUUGUAUUUCAGGAACUUGCUCUAAGAAUGCUUGUCUAAAAAUUUUGUAUUCUGCCUAAUCUGUGUUGUUUUGUACUUAUGUGCCUUUUUGGUUGCUGCUACAAGGACUGCGGGACUGUUUUUGAGAAACACCAUUGUUAAAUAAAAAGUUAAUCAUGUUUGAUUCAGAUUUUUACUUAAUUAGAUUUUGUAGCAUGAUUGACCAUAUAUUAUUGAAUAUUCUAUAUCAGAUAAGCAUAGACUACAUUGCCUCCUUCAGUUCACAGUGACUGUUUCUGUGCUGGCUUUCAAAACUUUCAGCUGUGUACAUUCAGAUACAACAGCUAAAGUUGUGUUGGGGCACUUUUGUGGUUGUUGCUUGACUAUUUUGAAAUAGUCAAAUCAUUAUCUGUGCAUGUAGAAAAGCCUUCAUCCCAAUGUGAAAGGGUACUCCUAUUUCACUGACAUUUAUGUUUUUCUCUGUUACUGUGAAUAAAAGCCUGUGAGAAGCUGACAAUGUAAAAGAGAAAAAAAAAUGGGUGGAAUGAAGCUGAUUCCCAUUUUACAGACUGGAACUGAAGUGCAGAACAGUCCAACCUCAAGACCCUCAGAGACUGAGAGAAGUGGAAAUUCAAAGUUAUCACUAUACUUUAAGCUCGUGAGCCAUUUUUGAUUUGAUAGAUGAAACCUUCAUAUUCGAGUAAACUCAAGCCUUUGAUGUAUAAGCUUGGAACAAGUGAGGUACUUUGAUUCCAGUGCAGCAUAAUAAAUGGUUUUGGAGUUAAGGUAAACCUGGAGAGGUAAGCAAAUCACCAUUUAGCAUUGAAAUCCUAGGCUGCAGAAUCUAUAUUCACUUUUCACAUUUUGUUUUGGAUUGUCUGCAAAUGGGGUGGACUAUUUUGUUGCACUUAGAGAACUAGAAUUAACUUUUAGAUACAUGGAUUCAUGUUAUUAUUUUUGUUCUUGGUCUUUGCUUUAAAAUGAAGUGAUGACAACUGUAGUAGCAGGAAGCAGAGUGAAAUUUCUAUCAGUUUCAAAGCUGUAACUAAGUGGUUCUGAUGAAAUAAAAAGUGUUGCUAAGAGAUGCCAUGAUCUGAUUCAUUUGACAAACACAUGCUCACCAUUAAAAAACAUUGAUAAAACUGCCUUUGUCCAUUUUUGUUGUUUACCAGUGAAAAGAAAAGUUUAGAUCACAUUGAAGUGAACACCUCAUGGUUGAUAAUACUUAAAGUACUGUUAUGACGUGUGUUUAACUGACAGGUUAUAUGCAUGGUCUGUGUGAGAAAUUAAGACACUUACUAGAUGUUACUGGUGGGGAGGGAUAUCCCUGCACAGUUGAAGCAUGUCUGGCCCUCUUGGUUUUGACUUUUUUGAUAAAUGUCUCUGACAUGGCAAGCAGAUGAAGGAAAGGAUGGCUCUGGGGAAAAGAGUUGGUGGGGGUUAGGGAGACAGCAGGUGAUUCUGGUUAAACUUCUGACAUUUAAAAAUCAGAAGGCUGUUAAGGUGCUUAACUUCUCAGUGCUCUAGGCUGAUAAAUAUAUGAACAAGCCUUUGUUAGUUGCUUUGUAGUUAUGUUUGGAUGAAGUGGGAUUUUUCCAUCCAUUUCUUCAGAUGUAGGCAUGAGAGUGGGGUCAAGUGGAAAGCUAUUCCACAAGAUGCUGAAAGAUGAAUCAAACACAAGGGCUGUAUCCCAAACUUCAAAGUACCUAUUGAAAAUAAAUAUUGGGAUGCCAAAUUUUAUUUCAAUUAAUUUAUGUCUUUUGCUUUGCCAAGUAUUUGGAACAGAGUUUCAGCUAAGUGGGUAAUAAAUCCGGUAUUAUAAAAUAAAUAGUGAUCAAAAAUAAGUGUUGUUAAUUUUUUUUAUUGACUAUUCAUAUCUGGUAGCUGAGAAAGAAUGCAUUUUAACUGUACAAAAGUUGACCAUUUACUGAAAUUUUCCUGAUGAAAGCAGUUUUUUGCAAUAUUUGGAGACUGGGGUGGACUGGAAAGAAUUUAUACUUUGAAGGUAUUUUAGCCAGAAGAAAGAUGUCUACGUGAUGUGUGUAUAUUUUCCUACUUUAUAUAUAUAAUGUAUAUAUAUUCUUACUUUAAAGAUAUCUGUUUUCCUUAAAUAUUUAAAGUAAUUGAUUGCUAUAUGUGUAGGUUCAUGAUUUUUUAUAGGGAAAAAUACAGAUGCCUUUUCUGUUUGUUAUAGUAAUCAUUGUUUUUGGACAGGAGGUGAAAUGCAUAAGGAGAGUAUUAAGAAAGAAAGAGGCGUAUGGCUGAAUAACUUUGAUUUUAUUUUUUUUUCACUUUUGAAAUACGAUCCCAGUCAAUGCACAGAAUGGUGUACUGUCUCCCUUCUGUCAUUCCAUCUGGACUUUAUUAAUAAUUUUAAACAGGGUUGUGGAGUGUUGGCAUUCACUGGCCUAUGAAGCUGCUACCGCGAAAGUGUCUUGCAUCUUAAGAUGGCUGGAGAAAUGUACAUGAGCUGGAAAUGCUGCUUAAACAGAGGAAAUAUUUACAACUAACACAAAGCAUUUGUACAUUAAACUGUUUCACUGUCCUAAUAAAAGGAAGUGUCUGGAUAACA
Messenger RNA from Pseudopipra pipra, 5198 nucleotides. It is a transcript of the gene SPTLC1, whose product is annotated as serine palmitoyltransferase long chain base subunit 1. Lineage: Eukaryota; Metazoa; Chordata; Aves; Passeriformes; Pipridae. The coding region runs from base 42 to 1466 and encodes 474 amino acids. Gene Ontology annotation, cellular component: endoplasmic reticulum. Gene Ontology annotation, biological process: ceramide biosynthetic process; sphingosine biosynthetic process. The transcript has 15 exons. Gene Ontology annotation, molecular function: pyridoxal phosphate binding; serine C-palmitoyltransferase activity. The record is from RefSeq and is a predicted model, not a curated record.